Zymoseptoria tritici IPO323 is the source of this 972-nucleotide messenger RNA. RefSeq lists its product as uncharacterized. The coding region runs from base 1 to 972 and encodes 323 amino acids. Gene Ontology annotation, cellular component: nucleus; cytoplasm. Gene Ontology annotation, biological process: protein phosphorylation; intracellular signal transduction. The transcript has 5 exons. The record is from RefSeq and is a predicted model, not a curated record. Gene Ontology annotation, molecular function: MAP kinase activity; ATP binding. Lineage: Eukaryota; Fungi; Ascomycota; Dothideomycetes; Mycosphaerellales; Mycosphaerellaceae.
AUGUCAUCAGCCGCAUCACCAUUGCGAAUAGGCCAGGUACUCAAGGGUGUCAAAGACGUAUAUGUCGUCGCGCAGAAGCUUCAUGACCAAGUCUGGAGCGCAAGGUCGAUUCAGUCCUGCACCGCUUCCUCCGCCGCCAUCGUGCUUAAAUAUGCCCCUGAGACCCGCCUGCAGCGCGAAAAAGCGAUUUUGCAACACUUCGAGGGCGACCCAUAUAUCAGACAACUCAUUGAUCACGGCAAAGAGCCCUCCUUUCUCGUCUUGGAACACCUCGACUUCGACGCGCUGCGGUCGUCUCGUGAAGCAGAACUGGCACGGAAAGACAUCAAAGUCAUCGCUCGCAGUGUUCUCUCCGCACUGAAGUCCCUACAUGCGAAAGGCAUCGCUCACACCGACAUCAAACCGGAUAACAUCCUGCUCAAUUUCGACUCCGAAGGUUCAAGAGUGGUUGAAGCGAAACUAGGCGACUGCGGCGAUGCUUGGGACGUGGGAUUCGACUCGAAUCCUCAGGGCACCAGGCAUGCGAUCGGAGCCGCCAUCUUUCGAAGCCCGGAAGCUCUGUUCGGCCUGAAGUGGUCGACUCCCACAGACAUAUGGUCUUUCGGUGCCACGGCAAGUUGCAAAUGUCUCAUCAGCCUGAUCUGGGGGCGCAACUUCCACAUCUUCAAGCCCAGGGACAUGUCCGCGGAUGAUGAGGAGUUUCUAGUUCACGUCCUUGUUCAGCAAGCGAGGUACUUUGGACCCUUCCCGUUGAGCUACGAGAUGUGGUUGGACAAGGAACAGCAACAGGUCCUGGCGGCGGUGCACAUCCACAUCGAAGAGCAGGAUAUGCGCAAGCGGUUUGCCCAGAUGGAAGACGAAGAAAUGACGUUAGAGGACCGGAAUUUCCUUUGUGGAAUCAUGAAACUGGACCCGAGGGACAGGCCGACGGCAGAGGAGCUGCUCAAAAGCAAUUGGUUUGAUUUGCCGUGA